This is a messenger RNA of Camelina sativa (false flax), 852 nucleotides long. Its product is annotated as glutathione S-transferase T3-like. The record is from RefSeq and is a predicted model, not a curated record. Lineage: Eukaryota; Viridiplantae; Streptophyta; Magnoliopsida; Brassicales; Brassicaceae.
AUGCUUCGUGCGACUGCAUCGACCAAUUCAGGGUGUGCAUCGGUCGACACAGUUAGGGCUUUAGCGGUGACUCUAGGAAUUGCAACAGUCGAUGCUGUAAUCAUCAACGGGAUACAGCGGUGGAAUGGUGAAGAGUGUUGUGUUGAUGCAGUGGACACAGCGGUUGCAAGCCCUCCAUUCUCUUCACAGCCUCCAACAUCUGAAUCUGAAGACUGUUUUGAGAUUACGGCAGAUGAGAUUGAUGAAGAAGGAGGCAGAAGAAUUAGGAAGCGAUGGAGUGCAGAAGAGGAUGUCCAUCUAAUAAGUGCUUGGUUAAACACAAGCAAAGAUCCAGUGGUAAGCAACGAGCAGAGGAAAAAUAGUUUCUGGAAGAGGGUUGCAGACUAUUACAAAGCUCAUGUUGGAGGAACCGGUUCAAAUGCAAGAGGGACUUCACAAUGUAAGGAAAGGUGGAAUAAGAUAAACUACCAAGUCAACAAGUUUGUUGGGUGUUACGCACAAGCGAGUACAAGAAGGAAAAGUGGAGAAUCAGAAGAUGAUGUUUUGAGAAUGGCGUAUGAGUUUUACAAGAAUGACAUGGACAAGCCGUUUCUGCUAGGACAUUACUGGAGAGAACUGAAGAAUGAUCAGAAAUGGAUCACAGAACGCCAUGAGGAAUGUGGCAAUAAGUGGACUAAGCUUGCUUCUGAAGGAGAAUUCGCAUCUACUUCGAGCAACGGUGGAGAUGAGAUGAGGCCUCCGGGGGUUAAAGCUGCCAAGAAGAAAGGAAAGAAACCAGCAGUUAGUAGUGAUGUUCCGGAUGGUUUUGUCGAUAGGUUGGAUAAGAUAAUAGCAAUGAAGGAUCAAGAAUAG